Paramecium octaurelia is the source of this 177-nucleotide messenger RNA. Lineage: Eukaryota; Ciliophora; Oligohymenophorea; Peniculida; Parameciidae. The record is from the annotation of a GenBank genome assembly.
AUGUGGAAGUAAUUGUGCAAGUUGUGCUUCAAAUUAUUGUGGAACAUGUAAGGAAGGGUUUUCUCCAUCAGACAGCACUGCUUUAAAAUGCACUUUAGGUAACUCAGAUUAAGAUUUAAUAGCCUGUCAAAGUGGACAUAAAAAGUGUUCUAUUGUUAACGGUGUAUAUGCAUUUGA